GGGGAGUUGGCCUCCCGCGCUGGCCCCGCCGGCUCCGCUGCUGCAGCCGCUGGCCCCGCCGACCCCGGGCGCAGGAGGGGCGAAGCGCGUGGCUCGGUCCGGCUCCGGGGCAGCGGUCACGGCCGCUCGGCCCGGCCCCACGUCCAGAGAAGCGGUGAUGGCCGGAGGCGCGCGUUUCCUCGGCUGCUUCCUAGCCUUGCGCUCUUAACCUUGGCCGCGGCGGGAGCCCGAGGCGGCUGCGGGUGCGCAGGAAUCUCUGAGGGAGGAGCUGCUUUCUCUUGUCCCACCAGAAAAUUCUAACUGGGCUCUCAGCUGCUAGGGACCUUCUGCACUGUGAUUGCAAGCAGGGAUGGCGGCAAGCCUUCGAGAUAAGGACAGCUGGGAAGUGGUGGAAGGACUCCGGGGAGAAAUGAAUUUCACCCAGGAGCCCCAGAUACAGAAGGGCUUCCUGCUGAAGAAGAGGAAGUGGCCACUCAAAGGCUGGCACAAGAGAUUCUUCUUCUUGGAGAAAGGGAUCUUGAAGUAUGCCAAGAACCUGGCUGAUAUAGAGAGAGAGAAGCUCCACGGGUCCAUUGAUGUCGGGCUUUCCGUGAUGUCCGUCAAGAAAUCCUCAAAAUGCAUAGACCUCGAUACAGAGGAGCACAUCUAUCAUCUGAAGGUGAAGUCCGAGGAGGUCUUUGAUGAGUGGGUGGCCAAGCUCCGUCACCACCGAGUAUACCGGCAAAAUGAGAUUGCCAUGUUCCCACGGGAUGUUAACCAUUUUUUCUCUGCAUCCACUGUCACGGACUCUUCAUCUGGAAUAUUUGACUCUGUUUCCAAUAGAAAGCGCAGCAGUAUAUCAAAGCAGAAUUCACUGCAGACGGGAAGUAAUUUAUCGUUCGGCUGUGGAGAAGCCAGGCUCCCCAUAUGGCCACAGUCUUCCGAAGACAUGGAAAAAUGCUCCAAAGACUUGGCUCACUGUCACACCUACUUGGUGGAGAUGAGCCAACUCCUCCAGAGCAUGGAGGUCCUUCACCGGACUUACUCGGCCCCGGCGAUCAACGCCCUUCAGGGUGGCACUUUUGAAAGUCCCAAAAAAGAAAAAAGACCCCAGAGACGGUGGCGGGCAAGAGCUAUUAGCAAAGAGGCCAAAGGAAUGCUGCAGGUCCCUAAGCCUUAUUCGGGCUCUGUCAGGCUUCAUGCAUCCAAUCCGAAUUUGUCAACGCUAGAUUAUGGGGAAGACAAAAAUUAUUCUGAUGGCUCCGAAACCUCAUCAGAGUUUUCCAAAAUGCAAGAAGACUUGUGCCACAUUGCGCACAAAGUUUACUUCACCUUAAAGUCAGCUUUCAAUACCAUAUCAAAUGAGAGGGAGAAACUGAAGCAGAUGAUGGAGCAUGAGUCUUCCCCAUCACCAUCUGCACAGAUUGUGGGUCUGAAGCGUGCCUUAUCAUCCGCCCUAGCACAAAAUACAGACCUUAAAGACCGCUUACGUAGAAUCCAUGCUGAGUCCCUGUUCCUCGAUUCUGCUGCCGGUGCCAAGUCAAGUGACGGUCUGGCAGAGGAGAUCUCUGGAGAAGAAAGUCGAGCCCUUGUCCAUCAGCUCUCCAAUGAAAGUCGCCUCUCCAUCACAGACUCCCUUUCAGAAUUUUUUGACGCCCAAGAAGUCUUACUGUCUCCAAGCUCCUCAGAAAAUGAGGCUUCUGAUGAUGAUUCAUACGUCAGCGAUAUCAGUGAUAAUGCCUCAGUGGAUAACCUCAGCAAUGAUCUGGAGAAUGAGAGACAGACUUUGGGGCCUAUUCUCGAGAGUGGCAGAGGAGGCCAGACCAAACGACGGACGUGCCUACCGGCACCCUGCCCCAACACCAGCAACAUCAGCCUCUGGAAUAUUCUGAGGAACAACAUCGGGAAGGACUUGUCCAAGGUGGCCAUGCCCGUGGAGCUGAAUGAGCCUCUGAACACACUGCAGCGGCUCUGUGAAGAGCUGGAAUACAGCGAGCUGCUGGACCAGGCUUCCAGGACGCCGGACCCCCUGGAGAGGAUGGUGUACGUGGCUGCUUUUGCGGUGUCAGCCUAUGCGUCCAGCUACUUCCGAGCAGGGAGCAAACCCUUCAAUCCAGUGCUCGGAGAGACCUAUGAAUGUAUUCAUGAAGAGAAGGGCUUCCAGUUUUUUUCAGAACAGGUCAGUCACCAUCCUCCGAUCUCCGCCUGUCACGCAGAGUCUGCAAACUUCGUGUUUUGGCAAGAUGUGAGAUGGAAAAACAAAUUCUGGGGCAAAUCCAUGGAAAUCGUUCCAGUUGGCACAACACACGUCACUCUUCCUGCCUUUGGCGAUCACUUCGAAUGGAACAAAGUGACCUCUUGCAUCCACAACAUCCUGAGUGGCCAGAGAUGGAUUGAACACUAUGGUGAAAUCAUCAUUAAAAAUCUCAAUGAAGAUUCCUGCCACUGCAAAGUGAACUUUAUCAAGGCCAAAUACUGGAGCACCAACUCCCAUGAGAUCGAGGGCACCGUCUUUGACAAGGGUGGCAAAGCCGUGCACCGUCUCUUUGGGAAGUGGCACGAGAGCAUCUACAGCGGCACCCGGUCCUCGUCAACAUGUAUCUGGAGGGCACACCCCAUGCCCAAAGGGCACGAGCAGUAUUAUGGCUUCACCCAGUUUGCCCUGGAGCUGAAUGAGCUGGAUCCACUGACCAAACCGUACCUCCCCUCAACUGACACGCGGUUCCGGCCAGACCAAAGGUUUUUAGAAGAAGGGAACAUUGAAGAAGCAGAAAUACAGAAGCAAAGGAUCGAGCAGCUGCAGAGGGAGCGACGGCGCGUCAUGGAAGAGAAUGACCUGGAGCAUCAACCUCGGUUUUUCAGGAAAUCCAGUGAUGACUCGUGGGUGAGCAACGGUACUUACUUGGACCUUCGAAGAGACCAUGGCUUUUCCAGACUGGAUAAUCCCACCUUGUGGUGAAAGAAGGUCAUCUUGCCUCUCCUUCUCUGCCCGUUGCUUUCUGAGACAAUGCCUACUUCUUUCUAUAUAAAUAUAUGUACAUGUAUUUAAAAGAUACCAUCUAGAAUGAUGCAUUUGUGCUUAACCUAGACUUGUAAGUAUAUAAGUUAUCUAUUUUCCUCAAUGGAUUUCUUUACAAGUCCAGUUGUUAUGAUGAUUGUUUGUAUGAAUGUAGAACACCUUAAUUUCUUUUUAUAUAUAAACUAUUUAAUAAGAUGAAAUCGUGAAUGUUAGAGGCUUGGGGAGAGGGCAGGGGAGAAGCUUUAACACUAAUUUUCCAAAGGCUUCACAGACAUUCAGAUUAAAUUGAUGCCUUAUUGAAUUAUGUUGAAGGGGAAAAAUAUCAUCUCCCAGGUAUGGGAGGGAACAGGAAGAGGGCCCCUACAUGAUGAGCUGCCCAAGUUUAAUUUAGUAGCUCAGCAAUCUUUUGGCCUCAGACUGCUGAAGAAUUGCUCCACUGGGCGAUUCUGUAGGUGCUUGUCUGA
Molecule: messenger RNA, 3462 nt
Organism: Dromiciops gliroides (monito del monte)
Lineage: Eukaryota; Metazoa; Chordata; Mammalia; Microbiotheria; Microbiotheriidae
Gene: OSBPL3
Product: oxysterol binding protein like 3
Exons: 23
Coding region: 350-2938 (862 amino acids)
Cellular component (GO): perinuclear endoplasmic reticulum; intracellular membrane-bounded organelle; cytosol
Molecular function (GO): cholesterol binding
Source: RefSeq, a predicted model, not a curated record